This is a messenger RNA of Cuculus canorus (common cuckoo), 3364 nucleotides long. RefSeq names its product neuroglobin (gene NGB). The coding region runs from base 712 to 1197 and encodes 161 amino acids. The record is from RefSeq and is a predicted model, not a curated record. Gene Ontology annotation, molecular function: heme binding; oxygen binding. The transcript is spliced from 4 exons. Lineage: Eukaryota; Metazoa; Chordata; Aves; Cuculiformes; Cuculidae.
AGAACCAGAACUUGUAGUAAGAUCAGCGCAGUUGUUGUUACUUCAGAGCCGAUUGUGAUGGUUUCAGUAAUAGUUGUGCUUUUGUGUUACUUGCAUCUUUCUGCAAACCUUUACUUGCAUGACUGCUUUGGCUUUCCUGGCUUCUGUUGUGUUCUUGAGACCAUGCUUGCCCCUUUUUGCUUUGUUUCCUCCAUGCUACUGAAGUCCUGGGGCCAAAUCGAGAGCAACGUUUGCCUUUGUCUGAAGAAUAAAGAGACACUGGGUGUCCUGAAUGCUUGAAAGAGACAACGCGCCUUCUGAUCUGCGUUAACAACUCUGCCUGGUUCAGCUGGCUUAAUUGCUGUUAAAUUAAACAUGUAUCUUGCGGCGUAUAGACUGCAUCUGCCCACGGAGAGAGCAGGUGGCCGCGGGGCAUCCCGAGUCCCCAUGGAAGCGGCCAAGAGCGAGAGGAUGCUGCAGCGCCGGAGCAUGGCCGAGGAGGGAGCACGGCGGGGUCCCGGCGGUUCCCUCGGUAGCUUCACUUCACCUCCACCGCGAACGAGCUGAACUUUUCCCCUCUGCCCUGCGGGGGCCGUUGGGGAUUUUGUUUUUUCGGUUCCUUCCCCCGCGCGGGGGAUCCAGGGCGAGCCGACCCUGCCCAGCGCGGCCCCCCCGGGCGAGGGGCGGGCGGCAGGCGCUCAGCCGGGCGAGCGGCGCCUCGGGGCGGGGCCCAUGGAGAGCGGGAUGCCGCUGUCGGGCGGGCAGCGGGCGCUGGUCCGGGAGAGCUGGCGGCGGCUGAGCGGCAGCCCCGAGCGCCACGGCCGCGUCCUCUUCACCAGGUUGUUUGACUUGGACCCUGACCUGUUGCCCCUUUUCCAGUACAACUGCAAGCAGUUUGCCAGCCCUCAGGAGUGCCUCUCUGCUCCCGAGUUCCUGGACCACGUCAGGAAGGUGAUGUUGGUGAUCGAUGCUGCUGUAAGCCACCUGGAGAACUUUUCCUGCCUGGAAGAGUAUCUGUGCAACCUUGGCAAGAAGCAUCAGGCAGUUGGUGUGAAGGUGGAGUCUUUCUCGACUGUUGGCGAGUCCUUGCUGUAUAUGCUGGAGAAAUGCCUUGGCACUGCUUUCAGCCCGGAUGUGCAGGAGGCUUGGAGCAAACUCUACGGUGCUGUAGCAAAAGCCAUGCAGCGCGGCUGGGAGACACUCCCAGAAGGGGACUAGAUCCUCCCAGCCAUUCCAAUUCCUGACCACGCAGCAGUCCUGGGCAGGUGGAGUGCUCACACCAUGCUCUCUGCCUCUCUCCACCUGUGUCUUUCUCUGUGCACCAGCCUAUCGCCAUCCCCUCCAGUCACGUGUGCUUUGGGGCUCUCCCAGUGAUUCUGCCUUGCUUUGACACAGCCACAUCUCUGCCUUUGCUAAGGGCUGGCGGGGUAUGUCUCUGCAGUGAAGCCUAGGAGUGCUGCAGCACAGGUACGCUGCCCUGCCCCAAGUUCCUCUGGGCUAGCUAGAGCACCAACGCCCAUCUACCUAUUCUUUUUUUUAGCUGGCUCGUCUUCCUUCCUCUUGCUACACACCCUAGUUAGAUGACAACUAGCGUAGUCCUCUUGGGCUUAUUUGCCGGAGAUCCUGUUUGCCAUGCUGGAGACCUGCCAGAUCUGGCACCACUUGCUCCUCACUGUGUGUGGUUCAGCUGUGUAGGUAACGAUGGAUUUUAGCUCCCUCCUGGAGCAGGCGCAGCAGAGGUGGGAGCUGGCCAUGCUGUGUGGCCAUCCUUACCAAACCUUGUGGGGAGCUCUUUCCCUCUCUCCCCUCACCCACGCGUCAAUACCAGGUGGUUAAUCCUGAUGCUUUCUUCUGCCUUCCUCUCCCUAGGAUAGGAUCCAAGCAUUUUCUUUGUGUCCGGUUGGCCACAACUCUCUGUGUGUUUCCUAGGGGUGCUUCAAGCAGUGGGGUCAUGUUAAUCCCAAGGUGAGGCUGCUUUUAGCAGGUCUGGGCUGCCAGCUGAAAGGCUUUAUAUUGGCUUGGCCAGUUGCUUUAACCUCAGAGGCAGCUAAAAUGCAGCAGCAGUGAGGGCUUUUUACUGCUUUGUGUUAAGGAGAAUAAAGUAAAUACAAGGGAAAGAUAUCUUAAAAUAAAAAUGAAAGUUGCAAUCAUGUCAUGGUAACAGCUUCCAGAAAUCAUUCUGGCUCUUGGCCAGAGGAAGUGUAACUGGAAUUUCUCUACUGAUGCUGUCAGGACCUGGAGCACUUCCUAGCUGUACCCAGUGCCCAUCUGCAGAGCUCCUCACCCUUUAGUAAUCGCUCCCAAGUGUAUCUGAGACACAGCCACUUCAGAGCACAGUGAGGUGCCCUGUUAGGUGUGUGCAGCAGUGCUGUGUCAGAAUAGGAGUGACAAGACAGUAUCUGCUGGAUGAAUCCCAGGAAACAGCCAAGAGGCAGCACCUGAUGGCUCUGGGGGGGAGCUGAACUUGAGCACUUUGAAAGAGUUCAUCUUUAUGGGGAAGUCCUGUGGGACAGACAGAACUAUGUUUCGAGCCAUCACUAGCCCUAGGGCAAGGAUAUGGAGCAAGUCUUCAGUUACAGGCAGCACCCUUUAUUGCUGUUUCUUCAGGGCAGGAGGAGCCUGGCAUUGAGGGCUGAGACAAUCCUGUUGUAGAGACACAUUCCUUCUGUACUCAAAAGUCCUUUACUCUGAGGCAGGAGAGGGCUGCCUGCUCCUUGCAGCUGCAGCUGAGGUCUCCAAGCCCCAUGACAUGAAGGUGAUGCUGGGGUACCCUGUGAGAUGGGGCUCUGCUUCCCUGCCACCAAGUCUGGUGGUGCCCAUGGGUUUCCCAGGGCUUGCAGCAAGCAAGGAUCCCUCUAUCAGUGUUCAGGAGGGGAGCUGAAGGGUGAGGAACAAACAGUGACUAUCUCCAUAUAGGGUAGUUGCGGUUCUCCCCACAGUACUGGGCUCCACUCUGCAGUCCUGCAGCAUGGUGUUGUGCAUCCUGGCCCGUGGCUCUCUCCAUCAGCUGGGUCAGGUGAGGUCCUCUCCAUUCUCAUGCUGGGUAGUGAGGGAUGGAGGAGAUGGGGCUGGGGAGAGGCACUGUCUGUGACAGCAUGGUAUGAGCCAGGUGGGUUUGGUAAUGGGGACAUCCUCUUUGCAAUGCUCUUCUGGGGCAUCAGCCUUCAGCAGUAUGGGAGGUUCCUUCUGGCUCUAUGUGAUGAGUAGGCAGCUGUGUGAUGGGUGGGGUGUGGGUGUUACUGCCCCAAGUGAUCCUCACUCCUUGUAGCUUUCCCAGCUCGACUCCUGUACCACGUUUUGUGCAAAUCCCAAGAGAACUGAACUAGUCUGUGUGCCUCUUACACCCAGCUGUACUGUUUAAUAAAGGACAACAGUGUGUCUCAGC